Molecule: messenger RNA, 585 nt
Organism: Gaeumannomyces tritici R3-111a-1
Lineage: Eukaryota; Fungi; Ascomycota; Sordariomycetes; Magnaporthales; Magnaporthaceae
Exons: 2
Coding region: 187-585 (132 amino acids)
Source: RefSeq, a predicted model, not a curated record
CGGGUGUUAGGGUUAGGGGAGAGGGGAGGGGAGGGAAGGGGAGGGGGCGUGCGCGGGCUUCUGUCGACAGACACCCGGUUUCAAGCCUCGUCGCUCCAUCCCCACCGAGGUACCAAUAUACUGCGUUGCAAUUAAUGCACAUUUGGCAGAAAGCCACACACGCAAGACACUGGUCUUUGGUGGCCCAUGGCGAGAUGGCUGCACGCCUCGCAAGAGAGAGCCCACGAGACCCAGUCCGCCUUGGUGAGUGGUGCUGGAGAGUGGUGGUGCUGGAGGUGUGAGCCUUUGAGUGUGUGGGUACGCCUGAGGCGGCCAAGAACCCUCGAGGCAAAAGACCCAGAUUCUCCAAUCAGAGAGCUGUCCUGGAAUGAGGCUGAAAGAAAGUUUAAGAUUCGCUAUUCCUACCUCAUUCGUUGGCCAAUUCUUGUUUCCCGCCCUUCUUUUUCGAUUGUUGACGAAGGACUGGACCGCGGCCGAAGCGGGGGUGAUGGAGGGACUGUGGUGGCACUGGUGGGUGUUGUCGACACCACCCCUGCGCGCGAUGAGGGUCCCCCGCGCCCACCUAAAUGGGGCUUUUCUGUUUGA